CUUUUAAAUUGGUGCGCAACUUAAGAAUGCUGGAGGCAGUGCUGUUAGAAGAGAGCGCGGGAGAACCCACUGACCAGGAAAUAUUGCUAUACGCUGAAAGCAUCGGUAUUGAUGUAGAAAAGGAGCGUGAUCUGCUGUAUAUUGCGGAGGAGGGAAUUUCAGCGAAUCUUCCGAAAGGUUGGCAAGUUCUAAAGGAUGAAAAUAACCAAAUAUUUUAUUAUGAUAGCAAAUCAGGCAUAAGUAUAUGGGAACAUCCAUUGGAUGAGUACUUUCGAAACUGUGUCAUAAAAGCACGUCAAAAAAACCAACGUGGUGCUCAAACAGUUAAGCAUUCUAAACAUGAUGAUGAAUCGUCAGAAAGUUGCGUGUCUCCCGCCAAUAAUGUUCUCCCUCACUCCAAACAGGAUAUGGCUAAUAAACAAACACCUAAAGGUUUCACGACAAAUACGAUCCAAAUAAAGACUCACGUUCUCAUUCUCCUGGUGAUUGUAAACAAUCUGAAACGAACAAAGAUGCAAAUCAAGAGGAUAAGAAUAAAUUACCUAUGAAUAAUACGCCUGGAUGCCAAGAUCCCGUGACUAAAAGAAAAGAUGAAGUAUUAAGUACCGAUGAUCCUACUGAAUACCGCGACUUCAAGUUACCCGGUAGUAAAAGACGUGAUAAAUCGCUUACACUGUCCACUCCCAAUAAUAAUAAUAAUAACAAUAAUAAUAAACCUCAAUUUUACUCACCAGCCAGUCGUCGUUCGUCUAACAAAAGUUUUAAAAUUUGGUCAGACAUAUACGCUGAGAAUUUACGUAAAGCUGACAACAAUCUUACAGCACUUCAAGAUAAAGUGAGAAAAUCUCUACUGACUGAUGAUGAUAAACUUAUUACCCCUGAAGUAAUCAAUGACAGUGCAGCGACAAAAUGCAAAUGCAAUAGUCGUCGUCAGCUACAAGAUUCACCGGUGAAAAUAGGCAAAAGUUUCUCUUCUUUGGAUCUUUUGAAUACAGACAAGAAAGCUGAUCGUAUAUUCUAUGAAAAAUAUGGAGUACUUGCUAGUGAUGUUAAAAAAUUCAAAGAUUACUGUGAUGAUGAAGAUAUCCUGUGUCCUGAAGUUGGUCUAUCUCCCACUGAAAUAAAAGGUCAUUUAACCAGUGGAGAUCAAGGAAAUGUAGAGUCACCAGUGAUGAAUUGCAAGACGAAUUCUUCUAUCCCAAGUGCAUCGAAUGUUGUGCCUCAUACUGAAGUAAAUGUGAAGAAUGCUACAAAGUCAAAUUAUGAAAGCCAGUCACCAAAUCAGAAUAUUUCAAAGCCUAAUAAUAAUAAAGGUUUUGUCAAUCUUUCAGAGUGUAUAAGUCAUCUGAUUGAAGAGCGUUCUCGUAUCCAGGGGAAACUGUUUCGUUUGAAGCUACUCUACAAAACGUAUAAACGACGCUUAGAUAAUUUAGAUUCAAGUUUAUUAGCACUACAAAAACAGACCAACAUAGAUCCUUCAGAUGAUGGCUUAUCCCCUUCUAAAACCGGCAAACCAUCAUAUCCUAAUUCUAAUGAUUGCGCAGACAAGGCGAACAACACAUCGAUAUCGCAUCAAAGUCCAACAGCUGACAAGCAACUUCCGGUCACUCCUCAAAUUCCAAUGACUAAAAAAGUAGUAGUGACCACCAAGUCAUCAAUAAAUCAAAAACGUGAAGAUAAGUCAACUCAAUCACCAGCAGCAUUAUCAUCAUCAUUAUCACCAGCAUCAUUACCUAAUUGUCAUCACCAUCAUCAACAUCAUCAGCAUUCAAAUAUUUGGCAGACAACAAGACGAUCUAUGUCUGUUCCACGUUCACCACUGCCGUUGAAUCAUUGUAGAAAUUCCACUUCUACUACUGCUGGUGCUGCUGCUGCUACUAAUCAUUUUCUUCAUGAUAACAUUUCAAAAACUUCACAAGAUCUAGCUGUAUCUUUAGCAUCAAUUGAUUUACAACUGCAUCAUGUACUAAACCAUUUAGAUUCAAGCAUCACACCUAAUCAUCAGUUACCUGUGAAGAAUUAUUCAUGCUCAGAAUGUGAAUGUUGUUGUUGUUGUUCUGUUUCAGCAAGAAAUGAUAAUGCUACUGAACAAUCGCCUUGUUUACAUGUACAUGAGCGUGAGCGUGAAGAUGAGGAAAAUAUUCAGCAGAUUGAACAGUGUUUAGAAAAUAUUGAUUUAAAUGAUACUACACCACCAUUAUUAUUAGGUGGUUGUACAUCGAGUAAUUUAAGUUGUCUACCAUCGUGUAGUUGUUGGAAAAGUCAAUGUAAAUCUCAGAGUAGUAAUAGAACAAUGGAGUUAUUCAGUUCCCCGACUAAUCGUCUACUGAAUUCAUAUUCAGUAGGUGUAGAUUAUAAUGAAUUGGAGAGUGUUCGUGCUUCCCUAGGAAGCCUGUUAAAGUCUGCUCGCAAGCCGAAUAAUACAUUGCAUUCUCAAACUCCGUGCAAAAAUAAUAAUAGUAAUAAUAAGGACAGUAAUGAUAAUCAUAAUUCUGAUUCGCCUUAUAAGUGCAAAUAAUCAUUCCUAUAUGAAAUAAUGAACUUUUUUAUACGUUUUUUUACUUUCAAUAAAUUUCGCUUUUAUCCAUGCAUGUUAUUUGUCCUAUUCUUACUGAAUAAUUGUAAUUGCAAUUAUUAUUAUUAUUUGUACCUAACAUUUUAAAUACCCUUAUGUGCAUUUCAAUGGAUUUUAUUACGUG
Messenger RNA from Trichobilharzia szidati, 2699 nucleotides. NCBI's taxonomy places the organism in Eukaryota, Metazoa, Platyhelminthes, Trematoda, Strigeidida, Schistosomatidae. The record is from the annotation of a GenBank genome assembly.